Messenger RNA from Wickerhamiella sorbophila, 1818 nucleotides. RefSeq names its product tRNA-dihydrouridine(47) synthase [NAD(P)(+)]. The coding region runs from base 1 to 1818 and encodes 605 amino acids. The transcript has a single exon. Gene Ontology annotation, molecular function: tRNA dihydrouridine synthase activity; RNA binding; metal ion binding. NCBI's taxonomy places the organism in Eukaryota, Fungi, Ascomycota, Dipodascomycetes, Dipodascales, Trichomonascaceae. Gene Ontology annotation, biological process: tRNA processing. The record is from RefSeq and is a predicted model, not a curated record.
AUGUCUGAGCCGGAAGCUAAAAAGAUCAAAGUAGAUCGGAUCAAGGGAAUUACCCCUAUAAAACCGCAGUACUUGGUUGAGAAAACGUCCCAGCCGGCUGAAGUUUACAACGACGAGGAUGCAGAGAGCAGCGGGGUUGUCCAGCGAGCGGGAGAAGGCUCGCAUCCCGGCGCAGCAGGUGGUAAGAAGAAGAAAAAUCGCGGACAGAAUAAAAACCGCAGCAUUCAGCAACACAGAGAGCUUGUAAAACUUUGCGAAGGCGUCAAAGAUACCAAAGGUAGCUGCCGGUUUGGCGAAACCUGCAGAUUCGAGCACGAUAUCCAAAAGUAUAUUGAAAGCAAACCAGCUGACCUUCCCGGCAUGUGCCCAGUAUUCGAAGCAUUAGGCUAUUGUCCGGCCGGUGUAAAAUGCCGCUGGCUGAGCUCGCAUUUCGACAAUGGCAAGCUCACUCCUGAGGAUGAAGACAAGAGGGCCGCAGCGGCAGCCUUCAAUUUCGAAGUUAACAGAGUGAACGCAGAAAUGCAGCACAAACUCCAGCGUAAACACUACGAUAUGUCCAGAUCAGAAAGUUACAUUGGCCAAAUGGAGCAGGAGCGGAAAGCACGUGAAGACGCCAAUUCCGAGGAUCGACUCGACAACGUGGCCGCAUUCGUAGAGGGCCAGCUCAAACCGACCGAGAAAAAGCGAUUAAACUACCAUCGCGCCAAGGUUCUGAGCCCCCUGACCACCGUGGGAAAUUUACCUUACCGCCGUCUCAUGAAGACGCUUGGUGUGGAUGUGACAUUCAGCGAAAUGGCCUUGAGUUUACCUCUUGUUCAGGGAUCCAAAUCAGAGUGGGCACUAACUAGAGCGCACUCGAGUGAGGUCGGAAGCUUUAACGUGCAGAUCGCUGCGCCCAAACCUUGGCAUGCCAUCAAAGCUACUCAGGUUGUGUCUGAGCUUGCCCCGCAAACCAAUGAAAUCAAUUUGAAUUGUGGCUGUCCUAUUGACCUACUAUUUCGCCAGGGCGCUGGAAGUGCUUUGAUGGACAACCCUGCUAAAAUUAUGCGGAUAACCCGUGGCAUGAACGUGGUAAGCGGUGAUAUCCCCAUCACGAUUAAGAUCCGUACUGGAACUCGCGAUGGUCACCCAACAGCUAAAAAUCUGGUAAAGAGGCUCGUUGAUGAGCAGCAGGUCGCGGCCAUUACCAUCCAUGGCCGGUCUCGAGCCCAGAGGUACACCAAAGAAGCAGACUGGGAAUACAUUAAGGAAAUUGCAACAACUGUCAAGGAGGAACGAGCCGACCGGGAAUUAAAGCCCUGGAUCAUUGGAAAUGGCGACGUCUACUCAUGGGAGGACUGGUACUCUCACGUAGAGGAUGCUGGGGUCGACACUUGCAUGGUUGCCCGAGGCGCUCUUAUCAAGCCCUGGAUCUUCGAGGAGAUUGAUAGCAAGCAGUACCUGGACAAGUCUGCUUCAGAACGCCUAGAAUACCUUAAACAGUACGCUAACUACGGCUUGGAGCAUUGGGGAUCGGACGAGUACGGCGUUAGUCUAACUCGGAGAUACCUGUGUGAGUGGAUGUCAUUCACACAUCGAUACAUUCCUGUAGGCAUUCUCGAGUACUUGCCUCCGAAACUGAACGAUCGCCCGGCGCCGUGGCAAGGACGCAAUGAAAUGGAGACACUACUUGCUAGUAACAACUACAAAGAUUGGAUCAAGAUCACGGAGAUGUUCUUGGGACCUGCCGCAGACACAUUCGAGUUUGAACCAAAGCACAAGAGCAACUCGUACGCGAAAAACACCAAGGCUACUGCAACCCAGGCAACAACUUCAUAG